This is a messenger RNA of Penicillium verhagenii, 1554 nucleotides long. RefSeq names its product DUF4246 domain-containing protein. The transcript has 3 exons. Bases 1 to 1554 code for a protein of 517 amino acids. Lineage: Eukaryota; Fungi; Ascomycota; Eurotiomycetes; Eurotiales; Aspergillaceae. The record is from RefSeq and is a predicted model, not a curated record.
AUGCGAGUGAUGAAUACCAUCACCGAUAAACCUGCAUGGGACCGAAAAGUUUUUGACGAGCAGAUUGUUUCCAAAUGGCGCAAGGAAAUCUCUCAAAGCGGCCUGGAUAUGUCCCCAAACAUGAUGGAUUGGAUCAUAAAAGAAUUACAAUGGAAGUCGGGAAUAUACCAAGAGACAGGAAUAGUCCAAGUCUUCGAUAUCGGCGUGGUAAAAUCUGAUACUGCGAUUUCACAACAAGUCCAACAGGCUUUGAAGAGCGCAGUUCAUUCUCUGCAAGACAUUCCCAAAGAUAGCAAAGACUAUCACCCGGGCUCUGAUCAGAAAGUUGUUGACUUAGUGCAUCCUUCGUUAUUCCCCGUUGUAUAUGGUCGGACUCGUGUCCUACCCGACCGAGUUAUUGAUCUAGAUACCUGCCUGGAUAGCAUAGGCAAAGGCGAGGCCAUACCAGUUCCGUCGGAGGAAGAUUUAAAAAUAUCUCUGCCACGCGAAUAUUCCGGGAGCCCAGUUGCAUUAAGCCAGAGAUUCCAGUGGCUUCCUUGCGAUGUCGAGCUCACAGAGAAUAACGGUGCUCGGGUUCUAUCCUACAUCAACAAUCUCCAUCCUAUCACGCAUCGAAAGCUGUACCAAGUGAUUGAGGAAGUUAUUACGCAAACAAUUCCCCUCUGGAACAUGAGUCUGACAGCCAAUGACUACUACACGCAGAGAAUUGAGUUCACAGAAGUCGAGUACGACGGACCGUCUGAACCUCCAGCAAGGCAGUCAAAGGAGGGAGCAGAUGACGAGGAUGAGUUCAACGAUGAGUAUUGGCUUUGGAUGUCUGCCAGACCGAUCAAACAGCCUGAGCCAGGCGAGUUCAAUGAACGACAUAUGCUAAAGAACCGCGAUCCUAUCAAUCUGCAAGAGGACUUCAAGAACCGGAAACUUCAGGUGAUUGUGAAGCUAGCGAACAUCGAACUCACACCCGAUAAGCCCGAAUAUGAGGGUGGCACCUGGCAUGUAGAGGGUCAAUUGAACGAACGAAUCUGCGCAUCAGCAAUAUACUACUAUGAUAGCGCCAAUAUCACAGAAAGCACACUGGCCUUCCGUCACCGAGCUUUAGACGAUUUCAUCUCCCUCAAGUACGAGCAAGACCUCCACCAAUUCUUGCAGGUAAUCUAUGGGUUCUCACCCGAAGUCGACGGAAGGAAUACAUCCAACAUUACCCAACUCGAUGGAAGUGUGGUCUGCAAAGAAGGCCGGCUGAUCACAUUUCCGAAUAUUAUGCAACAUCGCGUCUCUCCAUUUUCCCUGGCUGAUCGGACGAAGCCGGGACACAGGAAGAUUCUUGCACUGUUUCUUGUGGAUCCCCAUCGGCGCGUUAUUUCGUCUGCGAAUGUACCCCCGCAAAGAGAAGAUUGGAGGGAGAAUAAAGCAUGUUUGGAGAUGAAGGGGUUUUCAAUGUCGAUGGUUGAGGCGAAGAAACACAGGCUUUUGCUUAUGGAGGAGCGAGGUCUUCGGAAAGAGGAAGAAAAUAGGAAUUUUGAGGAGGGGAGCUUUUGUCUCUGCGAACACUAA